AAAAUAAAAUAAAAAUAAAACAUAAGUAAGAUCUAGUACUAGCUUCUACACACUUCUACUAUAUUCUAGGUAAUAUGGUCCUCUAGUUAUGUGUGUUGUAGUGGUUUCCAGAGUAUUCUAGUAUAAGUUGUAACUAGGAUAUUUGUAGUUCUUUCCCUAGCUUAUGUAGUGUUCUCUAGAACACUCUAGUUGUAAGUAGAGCUAAGUAGUGAAGGCUCAUGCAGCCUAUAAAUAGAGGUCCAACCUCUACCUAUGUAAUCGGACUAUGUACCCCUACCUAUCAAAUAAAUGGAACCUUGUGUUCUGUCUUAAGAUCUUGGACUAGAUCUUGUGUGUUGAGAGUUUCGGAUUGAACUCUUGACAACCCCGCCCCUAGAGCGAUAUCUAGCCUACACCCCUAGAGCGAUAUCUAGCGCAGCACGUUGAAGCGGUUCCUUCAACAUUUAUGCUGUCCACAUUGUAGCAACACGGUGGAGCUGUUCCUCCACAACCUUGUGCUGCUUCAGGUGGUAUCAGAGCCUUGCUGAUCCGAUCCAGCUGUUGGUCUCCUCAUUGAGAGCUGCACCAAGCAAUGGAGGAAUUGGGGAAAAGAGUGGAUGUUGUAGAUCAACAAAUCCAAGCGCUCUGUGAAGACCUUAACCGCAAAUUUGAUCAGCUAGUUGAGAUGGUAAGAAAGGGUGUUCCUCCUGUUGCCAAUGAAGAAUCAUCAAAGGAGGCAGAUGAUAGGCGUCGAAGAAUGGGAGGUCGUAUUGAAGCAAAAACACCUCAUUCACGUGUUGUUCAGCGUACUUCAAGGAGGCCAAUGUAUGCUGAAGCUUCCGAAGGUGAAGAAUAUGACGAGGGCCUUGAAGAACCUGAUCUCCAUACAUAUCCGAGAGUACACCGCUCUACAUAUGCGAGGGAUACAUACAAGGUGAGAGCUGAGAUCCCCACUUUUAAUGGAAAUGUUGAUAUUGAGGGGUGCCUUGAUUGGUUGUAUGAGGUGGAGACUUUCUUUGAGGUUAUGGAUAUUCCGGAAGAUCGUAGAGUUUCUUUGGUUGCAUACAAACUAAAAGGAGGAGCUGGUGCAUGGUGGCAUCGCCUUCAAAAAGAUCGCAGGCUAAGAGGAGAACCUCGUGCGAGAUCUUGGCGGCAGAUGAAGAAUCUUUCGAAAGGGAGAUUUUUGCCUGCAGAUUACGAUCAGAUUCUAUUUAUUCAGUUUCAGAAUUGUGCUCAAGGAAAUAGGACCGUUUCAGAAUACACGGAUGAGUUCCUAAGGCUACAAGUGAGGUGCCACCUUGGUGAAACUGAAGAUCAACAAGUUGCAAGAUACAUCAAUGGUCUCAAUGAUGCUAUCCAGGACCGUUUGAUGAUGCAGCAAAUUUGGUCCCUUGAUCAAGCACAAGCUCUAGCAUUAAAGGCAAAGAGAUUGGUAAAGGCAAGAAAGGCAAGUAAGGCUCCAUAUUCUCAUAUGGAAGACUCAUCUAGGAGUCACUCCCACGGAAUGGAAGAAGAGGCCACUCAACCCGGUGCAAAAGAAACUGUCCCAAAGCAAGCCGGAGGUAAGAGUAGGGCAAAGCCUGUGAUAAAAUGCUAUAAAUGUGGUGAAGAGGGACAUGUAUCUAGCAAUUGCCCAUUGAGGAAAUUUGUCAACACAACAAUCCAUGAUGGCAAAGAUGGCAAAGAAUAUGAAUCUGAAGAUGUAGAAGGACAAGAUAUUUGUGAAGAAGUGGGAGAAGAGGUGGUAUGCGUGAUUCAGCGCCCCUUGUGCUCAACACCGCAGCCCGACAACACACAACAAAAGAAAAUAUUUGAGAGCAAAUGCACGGUGAAUGGCAAGGUAUGCAAAUUAGUGAUUGAUGGUUGCAGCUGUGAAAACCUUAUCUCUCAGAAUUUGGUGAAUCAUUUAAAGCUUGAGACACAUGAUCAUCCAAACCCCUACACUAUUGGGUGGAUCAAGAAAGGAGUGAAUAUGAGGGUCACCAAACAAUGCAACCUGCCACUCUCUUUAGGCAAGCACUAUCACGCAAAUGUGUUAUGUGAUGUUGUUGAUAUGGAUGCCAGCCAUGUUCUUCUUGGGAGACCUUGGCAAUAUGAUGUGAAUACAACACACAAAGGGAAGGACAAUUCCUACUCUUUCACUUGGAACAAGCGGAAGAUCAUCAUUCUACCAAAUCAAUCAAAUCGUAAUAGCUCCAAGGAGAAGGAGAAAAGUGACCACAAACGAAGGCUAAAAUCAUUCCAUGUUGGUGAUAAGGUGAUGGUAUACCUCCGGAAAGAAGGACCGCCAUUAGACAUCAAAGAGAAACUUAGAUGGUGGAAAUACGGGCCCUUCUCUGUUCUAAGAUAAAUGAUAAUGCCUACAUGAUAGAUCUUCCAACUGAGAUGGGAAUAUCCAAC
Messenger RNA from Lolium perenne, 2379 nucleotides. The record is from RefSeq and is a predicted model, not a curated record. NCBI's taxonomy places the organism in Eukaryota, Viridiplantae, Streptophyta, Magnoliopsida, Poales, Poaceae.